AUGAAGUCACCACUCAGCUUAGUCAUAUUCGCUGUCGCUCAGUUGCUAACAACGGCUCUGGCGGCUUCACUCCGAGUACAGAUUCCUGCCUCUAACCUCAUUCCCAAUCCGUACACACUGCCUUCAUCUACUCAUGCUACCUUGACAUCUGGUACCGAGCCUCCUCGGAGAGCCCUUUUACGCCGGGGCGAUUACUUCGAGUUCUCCAAUAUCACCACAGCCGGAUCCUACCUCUUGGAGGUUCACAGUCGAGACUUUGUAUUCGCACCCUACCGCAUCGACCUUACGCCUUCGGCGGAUCGCUCGGAGAGCGUGAUCAGUGGGGCCUGGGAAACAUAUCGUGGAACGAAAUGGGAAGACCGAGGUGUUGCACUCGUCGCAACUCCGACAAAAGAUUUGACUCUGAAUGUCAAAACAGUAUCGGGCAAGAGCUUCUACGAGCAACGCCAAGGUUUCAAUCCAAUGAGUUUAUUGAAGAAUCCCAUGAUUCUGAUGGCUGUGGUGGCUCUCGCAUUCACCUUUGGAAUGCCCAAGCUAAUGGAGAACAUGGACCCGGAAAUGCGAGCGGAGUACGAAGAGAUGCAGAAGAAGAGCCCCAUGAAUAGCGUUACCAAGGCUAUGCAAGGUGGUGGUGUUGGCGGCUCUGCUGAUGGCUUCGAUCUCGCAAGUUACCUCGCCGGAUCUGGACGGUCGACAGGCAGCGAGAAAGCCCCUGACAAUGUGCGUGAACGCAAACGAUGA
Exophiala bonariae is the source of this 741-nucleotide messenger RNA. RefSeq lists its product as uncharacterized. Gene Ontology annotation, cellular component: EMC complex. The record is from RefSeq and is a predicted model, not a curated record. The transcript has a single exon. Lineage: Eukaryota; Fungi; Ascomycota; Eurotiomycetes; Chaetothyriales; Herpotrichiellaceae. The coding region runs from base 1 to 741 and encodes 246 amino acids.